Sesamum indicum (sesame) is the source of this 2696-nucleotide messenger RNA. RefSeq names its product cation/calcium exchanger 4. Gene Ontology annotation, molecular function: monoatomic cation transmembrane transporter activity. Gene Ontology annotation, cellular component: membrane. Gene Ontology annotation, biological process: transmembrane transport; monoatomic cation transport. The record is from RefSeq and is a predicted model, not a curated record. Lineage: Eukaryota; Viridiplantae; Streptophyta; Magnoliopsida; Lamiales; Pedaliaceae.
GAGGAAGCUUCCCGGAAAGAAAACAAUCAAAACGUGUUCAAUCAAAUUCCAAAACGAUUCUCAUUUAACUCUGAUUUUGUUCUCCCCUUCAGCAACAUUUGUAAACCCUAGUUCCCAAUUCUUUUGACCCUUACAUCGUUCAUACAGCUUCCUAAUUUGCAGGUCAGUUCAAUCGAUAAACUUUUCUGUUUCGUUUUUUCUGGACUGGGGUUUCUUAGCUGCUCCCGAGUUGAAGAAUUUGAUUUCUGAGCGAAUUGAAACCCUGGACUUGUUUUUUUUCUUGUAAGAGUGUCUUUAGCUGAAGUAUAGCCAUAGAUAUGGGAUUUUAGGUGAAAGUUUAGGGGAAAAGAUGAGGAAAUUGAAUUCAUUUUUCGGUAAAAGAAAUCCUCGGCUUAGAGGGACUUUUAAUGGGUUGUGUACCCUGAUUUUUGUAAUCUUGUUUUACUAUCACGGGAAUUUUGGGAUGAGUCCAAUUUUAGGGCAACCAUCCUCUGUACCAUUCCCUAAAUUGAGGUCGAGAGGAGGAUUUUCUGGGGUUCGGAGGGAAAUGGUUGAAUUAACAGUGGAUUCUCAUAUUAAUGUAAAUGGGUCUGAUCCUAAUUAUGUGGAUGUUAAAGAUCCGCAACUGUGUUCGGGAUUGCUUAAUCACAAGGGAUACAAUAGUAGUUGUGAGUUCUUGAAAGCACACCCGCAAUGCACAUCGGAUGGUUUUCUGGAUUACCUGAAGUUCUUCUACUGUGAUUGCAAAGGGAGCGCUUGGACGUUUCUGGUCUUAGGUGUUUGGCUUGCGGCGUUGUUCUAUCUUUUGGGUAACACUGCAGCUGAUUAUUUCUGUUGUUCUUUGGAGAAGCUUUCGAGUCUGUUGAAGCUCUCUCCCACUGUCGCCGGGGUCACUCUGCUUCCGCUUGGUAAUGGUGCUCCUGAUGUCUUUGCCAGUAUUGCAGCUUUUGUAGGGAGUGGAGCUGGGGAGGUGGGACUUAAUAGCGUGCUGGGAGGCGCAGUUUUUGUUACUUGUAUUGUUGUUGGGGCUGUUUCCCUUUGUGUAGCCGAUCAGGAUGUUCAGAUUGACAAGAAGUGCUUUAUAAGGGAUAUUAUGUUUUUUAUUUUUACACUAAUGACCCUUUCGUUGAUCUUGUUUGUUGGUAAAGUGACUGUAGGGAUCGCCAUUGCUUUUGUAUCAAUAUAUAUAGUAUAUGCCUUUGCUGUUGCUGCCAACGAGAUUUUGAGGGAACAAGCACAGAGGUUGAAAUUGGAUGCUGUCACCCCUUUGCUUCCAGUCAGAGGAAGUGUGUUUUCUCCAGGAACUCCAGAGGAUGAAAUGUUUACCUCUUUGCUUGAAUUCGAAACCGAGAGUGAUGGAGCCCAUUCUCAUGUUUCCUUGCCGCAGUGGAUGUGGGCCUCUAAUCUGGCGAUAUAUUCAAACCAAGCAGUGAAGAUACCUGAUGCUGACAAGUAUUUGUGGGGAUGGAAUGAUGAUGACACAGGUACAGAAAGAUCAUCAUUCUCAUGUUCGAAGCUAUGUGCCCUUAUGGAAUUGCCUUUAACAGUUCCAAGGAGACUGACAAUUCCCUUGGUUGAGGAGGAAAACUGGUCCAAAGUAUAUGCUGUAGGGUGUGCUUUAUUUGCACCGGUUCUUCUCGCGUGUCUAUGGAGUAGACAAGACAAUGUGGGUUCUCAAAGUAGAAUAAUUGCGUAUGUUGUGGGUGUUUCACUUGGUUUCAUACUUUGCAUUUUUGCAUAUAAGCACACAAGAUCAGAACAUCCCCCCAACAGAUUCUUACUCCCUUGGGUUUUAGGAGGGUUUUUUAUGAGUAUUGUUUGGUUUUACAUGAUAGCAAAUGAACUUGUUGCUCUGCUCGUCGGGUUAGGUGUAAUUCUAGGUGUCAAUCCCUCCAUCCUUGGGUUGACCGUAUUGGCUUGGGGCAACUCCAUGGGUGAUUUGGUUUCAAAUGUUGCACUGUCAAUGAAUGGUGGCGAUGGCUUGCAAAUUGCCAUGUCUGGCUGCUACGCAGGUCCCAUGUUCAAUACACUUAUCGGAUUGGGUACCUCAAUGCUACUUGGAGCCUGGUCGGAGAAAUCUGGUGCAUUUAUGGUCCCACAAGAUACAAGCUUGUAUUACACUUUGGGAUUUCUCUUGUCAGGACUGACUUGGGCGCUCGUGGUCUUACCCCGAAAUGAAAUGCGUCCUAGCAAGAUGCUUGGAGCAGGACUUUUCACAAUAUAUUUGAUAUUCCUCUCUUUAAGAGUGGGAUCUGCUAUGGGUCUUAUUUCUCUUGUCGGGCUUAGUUGAUUUCAUCCACAGAAUGUAGGAGCUGAGUAUGGAGACUUCUUGAUCCAGGGAACUGGCGAGGGCCCAAAAAUUUUAUUCAUGCAUGAUCAAGGAGAAAACUUGCUUGUCAUCGGUAUAUAUCACCUUCUUUUUUAGUCUUCAUUCUUGUCCGCAGAAGGUAUAUAGCACGUUCUGUGUUGUCAUGACACUAAAUGCAGCGACCUAUGAAGGGAAACUGUAAAAUAGCUAACACGACGCAACUCCCUGCAACUGCGUUAAUUAACCAUCUCAAAGAUUGCUCGUUUUAUUCAUCAUUGCUUGGUAUUCAUAUUGUUUUUAUAUUUUGCUUCCACGUGAAUAGCCAUCUUUGACAUUAUGCAAAUAUGUGUGAGAUUGUCGCUUACAUGAAAUUCAGUUUAACAUGUUA